This is a messenger RNA of Echinostoma caproni, 1227 nucleotides long. Lineage: Eukaryota; Metazoa; Platyhelminthes; Trematoda; Plagiorchiida; Echinostomatidae. The record is from the annotation of a GenBank genome assembly.
AUGGCCACCUCAACAAGUUCGAACAACUGUGCCAACACAAGCGCUUUAUCCAAACCGCAGACAGCAGUAACAAUUUCGAGCAAUAAGCAAUCUCUGCGGUCCACGUUGAAUGCUUCCCAACCGUCUGAUCUAACGGAUCGUUUGUCUUUGAAUAUCGCUGCCGCAGCAGCAGCAGCCGCCGCCGCUGCAGCAGCAAAUACGCCGAAUACAACUCGGAUCAAUUUCUCGGAUCCCAAGCUGGCUUCUGCAAACGAACUUCUAUCUCAGGCAUGUCUUAUGCCUAAACUGGAUCCUGAUCCUUGUAUUCGACCGAUCUCGUUAGCUUCCUUUCCACCGGCCACUUUUUUACAAAGUGUAGCCGGUUUGCCCUUACUCAAUUCGGGUAUUACCACCACUGCCACUUCAAACCUGAAUUCCAAUCCCAGUUUGGGUGCCCUUUUGACUAGUUUGGCUUCAAGCUUUACGCAAAGAGAUGACAUCUCGACAGAUAAUGUACUGCCGACCAAUAAUCCAACAGUUGUGCCUAUAGGGAGAACAUCAAACGCCCAACUGCUCCAGCUGUUACGCACUGUUGGCACCCUACCCGCUAGUUCUGCUUCGACGAUUUCCUCAUCGUCUUCCGUUCCUUCAUCCCUAACAACCUUCGCUGCUACAGUCCCCGGGGACAGGCUUGGCAGUAGUACCACUUCCAUUCUAGCUAACAACGCUUCCAGCGAUACCACCAUCAUUAACAACAACAACAACAACACAAACACAAAUAGCAGUGAUGUUAAUCAUAUCCCCUCUCUUAUCUCAGCCGUCGAAUCCCCAGUUGACAAUCACGUGACUGUGAUCUCAGCCCUCACUGAUUCUCUACAACGACCCUCAUCCGGAUUACGUAUCUCCUCCUCCUCCUCUUCGCAACCCCAGUUUACCCGAUCAGAAGAAGUGCGAACGACUGUUGACCCCGGGGAGAACAACAACAACAACAACAACAACCCAAAACAAUUAACCAAUUCCAACCUGAACAGCGCAGUCAAUCUACCCGGUAUGGUGCAGGAUCUGGGCAAUCUUGUCGCUCAAUCGAACACCAAUAUGAAUGAUUUUCUGUGCUGUUUGUUACAAACGGCGUUGCUAAAUCAGGUGAUCUCAGUAAAUCCAGCUCAAACCGAUGAUAAUGAUGAUCGGAAUCCACCUGCGCGCUUGACCGUUUUGACCUCAGCCACACCAACCUUGAGCGGACAGUGA